UAUUUUUCGAUUCUGUCGAUGAGACUUUCUUUUCUUAUGGCUUAUUUCUAUUACCGCGUCUGUUGAUACCCUAUAGACCUCGUCCUCAAAUCAGCGCAUCUACCUCCAUUGGGUGUGCGAAAUCAACCAUUUUCUAUUACCAGCUUCCUGUCUUCCAGUAUCGAUACAAUGAAGACCCUCCGAGCUAGAACAAUCGCUAUCAUAGGUGCAGGCCCAUCCGGCAUAGUAGCCGCCAAGUACUUCCGCGCCGAAAAAGCCUUCGAUAAGAUAUGCAUAUUUGAGCAACGCAGUUCUGUAGGCGGCAUUUGGAAUUACACUCCCGAAGAUCGAAACGAGGAUAUAUUCACUGUCCCGCAGACCAAUCCCAGGGGUGAGAACCAGGAUCCGGUGUGGAGAGAAGCAAGCGCAACUUCAAAUCUAGGCGACGGUCAUGUGACGAGCAAGGUAAACGGCGCAGGUGGUGGGAAGGUGGCCUCGUUUUUAUCACCUGUUUACGAAAGACUGGAAACAAAUAUUCCGAGAGGUCUUAUGGGUUUUCAAGAUCUGGAUUGGCCGGCCGAUAGCCAAUUGUUUCCGAAACAUGAGACUGUGUUGGAGUAUAUUGAGGAGUAUGCGAGAGAUAUUCAAGAUCUCAUAAGCUACGAAACACAAGUCAUCAACGUCGAGCCGGCAGAUGAGGAAUACGGCGGUAAAUGGACUGUCAAGACUCGGUAUCUUCCCUCGAACGAGGAGACUGAGGAAGUUUUCGACGCCGUGGUUGUAGCGAACGGGCACUUCAUUGUGCCGUACAUCCCUGAUAUUCCUGGGAUAGCAGAGUGGCAUAAGAGAUUCCCCGGUUCUAUCACGCAUUCGAAAUAUUUCCGAACUCCAGAAGAAUUCGCCGGGAAGAAAGUCAUCGUAGUCGGCAACUCCGCCUCUGGCAUCGACCUAAGCUCGCAAAUAGCAGACUUAUCUCAACUGCCCUUACUCUGGUCCAGCAAAUCCACCUCAAUGUUCAAACCCUCCUCCUCACCUCUCAAGCGCGAAGUCCCACCCAUCGCCGAAUUCUUCCCUAAAACCCAGGAAGUCGCAUUCGAAGACGGAACAAUAGCCUCAGACAUCGACGCCGUCAUUUUCGCAACCGGAUACUUCUACUCCCUUCCAUUUCUCGAAACUGUGAAGCCAGAGUUAAUAGGCGAUGGAAGCCACAUACAACACACCUACCAACACCUGUUCUACGCCCCCCGCCCAACCCUCGCCUUCCUCACUCUCCCUCAACGCAUCAUCCCGUUUCCAAUCGCUGAAGCCCAGUCUGCAGUCCUAGCACGCGUAUUCUCUGACCGACUCUCCCUCCCCCCAUAUGCCAAAAUGCAGAACUGGGAAGAGAGUGUUGUGGAGGAAAUGGGCGAUGGGCGAAACUUUCACAUCCUAGCUUUUCCGAAAGAUGGGAAUUAUGUCAAUGAGCUAGCGAAUUGGGCGUCGACGGCUACGCGGAGAGAGGGGUUGGAGAAUGAGGGCAAGGGGAAGAUGCCGCCGGUUUGGGGAGAGUGGGAGUUUUGGUGUCGCGGGAGGUUUCCGGAGAUAAAGAAAGCAUUUGGGGAGAUGGGAGAGGAGAGGUGGAAAGUUAGGAGUAUGGAAGAGUUGGGGUUUAGGUUUGAGGAGUGUUUGAGGAGUAUUUGAGGGAGAAGGGGAGUGAAGAGGGGAAGUUGAUAUGAGGUAUGUUUGCAUGACUUUAUCCAUAUUUACGCUACAUUACCCCUGCCAUGUUCCCUACUAGGUGAUAGGAAUCAGUACAAGUACAGCAUGUCGAACUUUGCUGAUUCUCCUUAUACGUACCGCCAAGCGAACCUGGUAUGUACCAUUGGUGCUGUUCACACCACCCCGAGUAAGUUUCCUCUUCUCAGCUUUGCGAGUUGGGGGCGAGCAGGC
Molecule: messenger RNA, 1908 nt
Organism: Lindgomyces ingoldianus
Lineage: Eukaryota; Fungi; Ascomycota; Dothideomycetes; Pleosporales; Lindgomycetaceae
Product: flavin-containing monooxygenase
Exons: 2
Coding region: 169-1659 (496 amino acids)
Molecular function (GO): NADP binding; flavin adenine dinucleotide binding; N,N-dimethylaniline monooxygenase activity
Source: RefSeq, a predicted model, not a curated record